Messenger RNA from Triplophysa dalaica, 2757 nucleotides. RefSeq names its product cytohesin 1 interacting protein (gene cytip). The record is from RefSeq and is a predicted model, not a curated record. The transcript is spliced from 8 exons. Lineage: Eukaryota; Metazoa; Chordata; Actinopteri; Cypriniformes; Nemacheilidae. Bases 101 to 1135 code for a protein of 344 amino acids. Gene Ontology annotation, molecular function: protein binding.
CGGUUCCUGGCGCUCACGUGACGUGUUUAUAUCCGCUGUGUAUACUACAGAUGGGUCAGACUGGAGCCUGCAGUAGUUGUGGUUCACUCAAUGAAGCAUCAUGACAUCCAAUAAGAACUUUAAAGCACCACUCAAACAGCAGCUCAGCAUGGAGAGCUACAUGCUAGAAGGCUCUCAGAAGAAGAAAAGCCUUUUGUGGCGACGACGCUCACUCAGCAAUUCUGUCAAAAAUUCAAACAAUGAUGAGACCAAAGGACGGACAUUAUCAAGGACAUGCAGUCAGCUGAGUAGAACACAUUCAACAUCUUUAGUGGAUUACACUGAUCCUCAGAGAACAGUGAUUGUAUUGGAGAAACAAGACAAUGAAGCCUUUGGAUUUGAAGUUCAGACUUACGGUCUAAAGGGCAAGAACAGUAGUAUGGUGGAGAUGUGCACAUUUGUGUGCAGCGUGCAGGAAGGCAGUGCAGCAGAAGCUGCAGGUCUGACCGCUGAUGAUAUCAUUUUGUCAGUAAACGGAAUCAGUAUUGAAGGUGCCACCCAUCAGCACAUUAUUGAGUUGAUAAGAGAAUCCACCAAUGAGCUGAAGUUGGAGACCGUCAGUGGGAGCGUUGUGAAGAGAAUUGAAUUAGAGAAAAAGAUGCAUUACCUUAAGCGAACUCUUCGUGAGAAAUGGGUGGAACUGCAAUAUAUCACACGUCAGGAAAAACUACUCACACGAGGCAAUCUGAAUGAGAAUGCUCAGCACCCAUCUGUGGACUCUCUGAUGUCUCUUUUGUCUCCCACGGGCCUCUCUGACCAGCGCUUCUCCAGCGACAGCAGCUGCCGUAGCAUAGUGACAGAUUAUAGUGAGGAUGGAGCUUUUCUGCCAUCAGUAUUUGAUGACUCAAGUCCUUUCAGCCCCACAGUGUCAAAUGAUGGCUUCUUCCAGUUAGAUCGGGGUCCUUUGCGCCCACUGAGCCGCACACGCAGCAUUAGCCUGACAAGCAGUAACAGUUCACUCUCUCCAGGCUGGGAAAACUCAUCAUCUGUGUUUGGGACAAUGCCACGGAGAGCCAGAAGAGGCAGCAUCCGUAAGCACCUGCUGAAGUUCAUACCUGGACUAAAUCACUCCGUGGAGGAAGAGGGGAACAGUUAAAAUCUAUACAACCAGUGGCUGCUGGUCUGACUGAAUUUAAAAUGACCUGAUGUCCGGAUGUCAUGAUAAUUGUGGAGCCUCUUAGCUUGAGUAAAAUGAGUGGAGUAGCACAUAAGCAUUACAAACUGCAGGGUGAAGAGCUCUAUAUUUUAUUUAAAUUCUACUGUGGAACCAAAUGCAUUAACCAUCACUUCUCAGGAAGUCUGCACGGUCAUCAAUAGCUCACAUUAAUAUUUAUAGCACAAACUGCACUGAGAGAAUAUUAUAUACAUCCUCAUUGCUUUUGUUGCCCUUAGCCAGUGGUUUAAAGUUCAGUCAUCCUGGUUAUUGAAUGUUUGUUCCCCUAUAUGUCAGUGUUUGGACAUUUUGUGGAGGGAUAGAGCUAUGCAGGUUUGACAACAGUAUUGAUUUGCAACCAACAAAAGCUUUUGAUUUCUGCGCAUCAUGGGUAACUACAAAACCAUGGACAAACUUUUUUGAAACACAAGCAGUCUAACGAAGUGGAAAGUAGACAGUUAAACUGUGCAUCAAAUUUUCAUAUGUAAAACAGAGGCACUAUGUGAAAUACAUCUUUUUAAUUCUUUUUAAGAAGUAACACAUCUGUAAAUGUUUUUCUUUAAAGGGAUAGUUCAAAAAAAAUAUUUUAAAUUUAAGUCAUACGGGUAUGAUGAUAACUGAAUUUUUUAUUUUUGGUGAACUAUUACUUUUACUUGAGAUUCGCUCAAGCCUUUAAAUCUUUGACUAUAUGUAAAAGAACAGAUGUAAAAGCAGCCGUCGUUAUGUGAUGUGGAAGUUACAGACAUAGUUUCUAUUUUGUCAGAGCUAUUAAGCACCUUUCCUCAGCUGAUCACGAUCGUUUUUAUUCAAAAUAUAUUUUAUAUAAAAUAUGUAAAACCAUGCAUUCAUAAAAUUUGAAUGAACUUACAAUGUUGAGCCAAACAGUCAUCACUGAAGUGAUUCAAACAACUCCAGUAGGUAAAUAAAUACCUUCUGAAAUGAAAUGAUGAGAGUGAGUUGUAAGAAAGUUGUUGUGAAAUGCUAAACGUAUGUUUGAAAAUCAAAGACGUCACUACUUAAAUUAGAUAUGGCGGCAAAUUGAUCAAUUAAAUAUAAUUAGUUGUUGUAUGAUUAUGUUAAAUAUGAUUAAAGCUUAGUUGUAAUGAGGGUGUAUGUGCUCUUUGGAUUAUCAACGUUUUAGAUAAUCAACAUCAACUUCCAUUAAAUGAACACACAAAGACAGCACAUUUUUAAGAAAUUCUUUGUGUUCAGCUGAAAAGAAGAACGUCUGAUACAUCUGGAAUGGCACAAAGAAUUGAAUUUUUUUUGUGAACUAUUCCUUUAAACUGAUGUUGUCAAAUACUGUAACUGUGUGAUCAGUCUCUGUGUGUCAAAACUUCAAACCACAGAGGUAUAGAAAAGAUCUUCAUAACAGGAUGUGGUCUGAUACAGGUGCUACCUUACAAACUAUUUUCACGUACUAGAGUGAUCUAUAUAACGGACAGUUUCACAUAAAACUGAAUGUAAAUACAUGUAUAAACAUUUUUACAUUUAAAACAAUUUUUGUGAAGGACAUUCAUGUUUUGUUUGUGCUAGGUAGAAAUAAAAGAAAAGAUAGAUACAGA